Messenger RNA from Dermacentor andersoni, 1651 nucleotides. RefSeq names its product acetylcholinesterase-like. Gene Ontology annotation, biological process: acetylcholine catabolic process; choline metabolic process. Gene Ontology annotation, cellular component: plasma membrane. Gene Ontology annotation, molecular function: acetylcholinesterase activity. NCBI's taxonomy places the organism in Eukaryota, Metazoa, Arthropoda, Arachnida, Ixodida, Ixodidae. The record is from RefSeq and is a predicted model, not a curated record.
AUGACCUGGUCAAGUUGCAUGUACCUGCCUAUCUUGCUGCAGCAGCAGCUGGUGGACGCUGGUGGCCUGUGCGUUUGCAGCCUCGGCCAGCUGGCCCUGCAGGCUGCAUCAUCAAGUGGCUGUUGCCGAGGUGUCCUGCGGGGCUGCUGCCGACUGGAGUGGGCUCCGUUCCCGCGUCGGCACAUCGCGCAGACCAACAGCGAGGACGACUGCCUCUACCUGAACGUGUGGCAGCCGCUCCUCGAGGAGGAGGAGGAUGGCGGUAACGCCGGGUGUGGCAUCUGCGGCCGCUCUCCACUGCUACCGGCCGUGGUCGUGCUGCACGGCGGCCGCUUCCAGUAUGGCGGCGGCGGUGGGCCAUACACCUUCUACGACGGAAAGUACCUCGCCGCGGCGUGGCGCGCCGUGGUCGUGGUGCCGGCGUACCGGGUGGGCGCCUUCGGUUUCCUCAAUGCAGCGCUGCAACCGGACGAGGCCCCUGGCAAUGUCGGUAUCAGGGAUCAGAUGGUCGCUCUGCAGUGGGUGCGCGACAACAUACAUCGAUUUGGAGCCUCACCCUUCCAGGUAACCCUUCUGGGCCAUGAAGCGGGAGCUGCGUCCGUGGGCUACCACCUGCUGUCCAACCGGAGUACCGUGUACUUUCAGCGGGCGGUGAUGAUGGCCGGUUCACCGUACGCUCCUUACCCCGACAACAGCGGCAGUGCCGCCGAGCGCAACGUGCGCGCGCUGGCCAGGGAGCUGCGUUGUCCGGAUUCAUCGGCCGGAAGGGCCGCCGUCGACUGCCUCAGGUCGCGCUCCGUAAGGGCCACUCUCGAAGCAGCCGACGGCGCCGGCAUCGAGUUCGGGCCUAGUUUCCUCUCCCCUCAAACAGUCACGCACGAGCACCAACUGGCAGAAAAUGCCGUGGUGCCAGAGAAGCCCCCCAACAUGCGCGCGCGCUUCAGGCCCCUGGAUUUUAUUGCGGGCUACACCAGCAACGAGGGCGGUCCAUAUGUGGUCGAGAUGUUACGACGUUCGCGACUGCACUUCAGCGACGAGACCAGCGGGCGAGAUGUGCUAGGCCCACUCGUUGACUGGCUCCGGAGGCACGGAGUGCCGGAACCGCACGAGGUGCUCGACUUCUACGGUCUGCACGCGCAGCAGUUCGCGGCCGCUAGGGGCGUCAGCGUGCUCGCGUCCCUAGACGAGCUGCUGGGCGACAUGCACGUCUACUGCCCGGUUAACUUCAUGAUCGAAGAGGCAGCGGCGCUUGGCAGCCGCGUGUUCACGUACGAGUUCACGCACCUUCCUUACUACCGCUGGUGGACCCGCUGGAAGGGAGUUCCCCAGCUGUUGGACCUGGUCUACGCGUCCGGCUUGGUGCGCGCCAUCCAGCACGAGUAUGGGCUCGACCACAGGGAGCUGCGCUUCUCGCAGUACAUGGCCACCAUGUUCGCGGGAUUCGUCUGGAACGGUGAGCCACCACCGGCGACCAACUGGACCCGCUGGGAGACCUUCCAUCGAGGUCCACUAGUCUUUGCGGGCAGCGAGAACAGCAGCUAUACAAAAGCGGCUUCAAUGCCUCACGAGACAAACUGUGCCUUCUGGAGGACGUUCCUCCACCCUCAAGUCACAAGUGCAGCUACGACUAUGAGGAUAUAGUAUUUAUGCA